Messenger RNA from Labrus bergylta (ballan wrasse), 1417 nucleotides. RefSeq lists its product as uncharacterized. The record is from RefSeq and is a predicted model, not a curated record. Lineage: Eukaryota; Metazoa; Chordata; Actinopteri; Labriformes; Labridae.
AGGAGGAACGCGGAUAAACAAACCGUUGUUAUGAUACGAGAAGACCAUUUUCUCACCGCUGUCGCGCAACACUCUUAAUGUAGGAACUUCUACUGGAGAAUAAUGUCUGAUGAAAAGUUUAAAAUGGCGCUGGCGUUGUCAGCCCUUGGUCUUUUGUUAGUGGAACAAGAAAAGAAGAGGCGGAGGAGACCAGGAAGGAGAAAGCGCACUGAAUGGGUGAACGCAUGGAUACGACAGCGGCAGGAUCAAGGGGCUUUCCUGAACCUGUGUCGAGAGCCGGAGAGAAAUGAAACCCCCGAUAUUAAAGAUUUUGCUCGUCUCUUUCCUGUGCAGUUCCACAUGUUAAAGGAACUGAUCAAUCCAAUCAUUAGGAGGCAAAACACGAACUACCGGGAUUGUAUCUCCGUCGGGGAACGUCUGAUGAUAACACUGCGCUUCUUGGCAACAGGGGAAAGCUUCAGGAGCCUUUCCUAUCAGUUCCGAGUUGGAUUAUCAACAAUUCGGCAAUUGGUUCCUGAAACCUGUGCAGCAAUCUACAAGGUUUUGAAAGACAAAUACCUGAAGUGCCCAGACACAGUCCAAGAGUGGCAGCAAGUAGCCGAUGGAUUCCAGGCUCAGUGGAACUUCCCAAACUGCCUAGGCGCUCUGGAUGGGAAGCAUGUCAACAUUCGCCCCCCACCAGGAACUAGAUCAACAUGCUACAACUACAAGCAUACAUGUUCCAUAGUGCUAAUGGCUCUGGUGGACAGCAGUUACAGGUUCCUGUACGUAGACGUCGGUUCCAAUGGGCGGAUUUCAGAUGGCGGAGUGUUUGGGGGAUGGACACUGCAGGAUGCUCUGGAGAACAGGACAUCUAAGAUCCCUGCCCCUGCACCAUUUCCUGCUUCUGACACGCCUGCUCCUUUUUGCAUUGUGGCAGAUGAGGCGUUUCCCUUGAAGGAGUACCUCAUGAAGCCAUAUCUAAACCGUAAACUAUCUGUCGAGCAACGCAUCUUCAACUACAGACUGUCACGAGCUCGGAGGGUGGUAGAAAAUGCCUUUGGGAUCUUAUCCAACCGUUUUCGUGUCUUUCAAACCACCAUUAACAUUCAAGACACUGCCAAAGUGGAGGACAUCACUUUGGCUUGUUGUGCUCUGCACAACUUCCUGCAGACCGAGAGCUGUGACUUGUACAUGACGGGAAUCGUUGACCAGGAAGGAGCGGAUCACAACACUAUACCAGGAAGUUGGAGACAAGAACCUGAACUACGACAGGCCUCCCUGCCACACACAACCAAUGCAACAACACGGGCCAAGCAGCACAGGGAUGAACUAUGCCGCUACUUCAAUUCUGACCCUGGUGCUGUGCCUUUUCAGUGGGGCAAAAUAUAAGAAAUGUGUAUGCUUAUCAUGUUCUGUUUGUUAUGCUGUAUGUCAU